AUGGUCUUCUGCUGCACCCGUAACUCAGCUGUCACAACGGCUAAAGAGCUUGUCAAGGUGUGGAAUUCGACCAACCCACCGGCCCGCCUUUGGAAAGGUCCAGGCAAACGACUCUCAAUCAGCAACGAUGAUCUCAAAGCCACCACGGCCGCAGGGGUUGCAUUUCAUCAUGCUGGCCUCAGUGCUGCUGAUAGACUUGCAGUGGAGAAGGGUUUCCUGGAUGGUCAAGUGAAUGUGAUAUGCUGCACUUCCACACUCGCCGUUGGCGUAAACCUACCCUGCCAGCUGGUGAUCAUCAAAAACACAGUGUGCUGGCAGGAUGGCGGAUGGAAGCAGUAUUCAGACCUCGAGAUGAUGCAAAUGUUGGGUCGUGCUGGGCGACCACAAUUUGAUGACACGGCGACAGCCGUUAUUCUUACACGCAAAGACCGAGUUGCUCACUAUGAACGCCUGAUCUCUGGAUCCGAAAGUCUUGAGAGUUGCUUGCAUCUCAAUCUGAUUGAGCAUUUGAACGCGGAGAUUGGCCUUGGAAUUGUGUCAGACAUCCUGACGGCGAUCAAAUGGCUCUCAAGUACCUUCCUUUUCGUGCGACUUCGUCGAAACCCAGGGCAUUAUAAGCUCCAAAACGGCAAUAGCCAAGACGACAAAGAGGCCUUGCUGAAACAGAUUUGUGAAAAAGAUCUCGAGCUCUUGCGACAGAGCGGACUUGUGGACACAAAGAAGACGUGCACAACUGCGUACGGGGAUGCGAUGGCUCGAUACUAUGUCCGCUUCGAGACAAUGAAGAAGAUUGUGUCUUUGAAGACGAAAAGUGACAUUCACGAUAUAUACCUGCGUAUUUUCACCGCGAGGAUCGAGCCCGAAGUUCCGGCAGAGUUUGUUCUUUCUGAAGAUGAAGACGUAGAUGUUAUUGAUCCCAGCUUAGAAGACAGCUUCGUCACCUCCAACUCCGGCGCAUCUCAUCUCAUGACUCCAGGCCCCGAGGCCCCGAAUCUCAUGGCUUCCAACACGCAGACUUCCAACACAGAGGCUUUCAUUCAUGGGAGUCUCAGUUGUGAUGCUCCCCUGCGUGCGGCCUGGGUCGGUAGUCCUUUCACGGCUCUCAAUACAGAGGCUUCCCGUGUCGAGGAUCCUGGCUUCGCAUACCAGAAUACGGAAAGCUCCAGCAUCGAGGGCUCGACUGGUGAUUCUCCUACUCCUCCCCUGCGCUCCGGUAGUCCAGUACCUUCCUUGGCUAGCAUAUUCUGGGGUCCUUAUCCUGAAGAUGCACUAGGCUCCCAAGCCAGCCGAACAUCCUCGAUGAGUGGAUUCCAGUGGGCUGUACUUUCCAACGGUGCUGUUCAAGGAGUCGAUUACCCACCUGUUGUCCCAAUUGCCGAACCGUUCUCGAACCCAUUCUCUGAGCCAGCGCGCUGGAACUCAAGCACUCAUGGCAAUAGACUGCCACGAUCGAAUAGGGCGGUGACAUUCGACUUAUCGCCCGCGACAGGCACACAGAGAACGUCACCAGCGGCAUCAAUCCAACACCGUAUGCCCUCACCCCACUUGCAGGCUGCAUCGUCUGUGCAGGAGGCGACUCCAAUUGGACAGCAGGUGGCGUCACUCGAAGAGCAAGCGGCGCCUCUCGAACAGCCAGCGGCGCCUCUCGAGCAGCCAGCGGCAACAAGCGAACAACAGGCGGAUCCCUCGGCCCGGGCCGCACCAGAUUCGGCCGCUCAACAGACUGCAGACGGCAAAUCCGUGGUCAUCGAGCACAACCCUCAGGUUGCGCGGACCCUUCUUCCGAAUGGAAGAUUGUCCUGUGUUCAUGUCUGUCGUGCAAACUCGGAAUGCACCCAUAGAUGCUGCAAGGAAGGGGCCAAGCAAUGGUGGAGAUCCAAGAGGUCUAGGCCGCGAAAGGAGUCCAAGAUCGCCGGCAAGACCAACCCAGGACAAGAGGACUCACAGAAUGAUUCUUCUCAAGCAGCAUCGGCUCAGCUGCCCGAGGAAUCGACACUCGACGCCUCUGUGGCACAGCGCGCAGUUGAAACUGCCGCGAGGUACGCCUCGGCCGGGGGCCAGAUGACCAGUGUGCCUUCCGUUCCUCUCGCUUCCUCACAGCGAGCGACAAAUCGUUUCUCUUCCGAGCAGGGACGAAUGACCUUGCUUCCGAGCGAGCCGGCUUCCUGUCCAGAAAGGGCCGGUUCCUCUCCUCCCCGAGCUGCGACUCGCGAGGAGGAGGAGACUGAGAUUACCGAGAUGCAGGAGAUUAUCUCGGAAUAUCUUUUGUCUCCUUGUGAAAGAGAGGAAACUGCCACCUUCUUGGAGAGCUCCGAGGAUGAGUUGACGGAUACGGCAAUGGACUUGAGUGGGUGA
Messenger RNA from Penicillium diatomitis, 2355 nucleotides. Its product is annotated as ATP-dependent DNA helicase MER3. The record is from RefSeq and is a predicted model, not a curated record. The transcript is spliced from 5 exons. The coding region runs from base 1 to 2355 and encodes 784 amino acids. Lineage: Eukaryota; Fungi; Ascomycota; Eurotiomycetes; Eurotiales; Aspergillaceae.